AGAAGAAAUUCGACGUCUAUUUCGUCUUUGUUUACAAAGUCGUUACCUUUUUUUAUCUACGAAAUAUGAUUUAUUAUUCAUUAAAGGAAUAAAUUACGACAACCAAGGCAAAAUCUACUGGUGGUUCAAGUAAACAAUAACAUGGAAUUCAAAUCUAAGCAUGUUUCCCAUACUUUCCUUCGGCUGAGUGGUCGGUCAUUGACGUGAGUAUAGCAGACGACGUUAAGGACAAUGUAAUCAACGUGAAGAACUUUCAAUGUGCAUUUCCGGCGAAAUCCUAUUCCACAAGUUUGUUAUCUACCUGCAUAGUGUUGGGAAUUAAAUUCAGCGCCUAUUUCCCCUAUCAUAAAAGAGUUACUUGUCAUUGUGCCAUGAAAUGGCUUGUAUAAAUAUUGAUGAAGAAAAGCUUAUCAGUAACUCAUCUUCCUCAGCAGAGAAAAAUCCAGAUUUUCUAGUCAUCCGUGUGAUUGGCCGAAUUGUGAUCAGUGUUAUUAAACAAUGCUGGGCGUUGAGUAGUGCUAUGUUUAUUACUAUUUGCAUUUUCUAUUGGAUUUUUGGAGGUAUCUCUGCAUUUGUUCUUCUUUGCUUUUCAGCUGCAGGCAUAGUCUAUCGAGCUGGAGAUCAGUUGCUGUAUUAUCCAGAAAUUCCGCUAAACUCUAGGAUAUUUGUACCUGCACCAAAUACCUUGGACCUACCAUUUGAAAAUGUUUUUAUCAAAAGUCUGGAUUCAACCAAACUUCAUGCAUACUUCAUCCCACAACCACAAAUGCAACAAUGUGCAACUAUUCUGUUCUUUCACGGGAAUGCCGGCAAUAUCGGACAUAGACUGCCAAAUGUAAAGGGGCUUUUCAAACAUCUACAAGCUAAUUUAUUGCUGGUUGAAUAUAGAGGCUAUGGUCUGUCAGAAGGGACACCUUCUGAAUCUGGUCUCUAUAGAGAUGCACAAGCCGCUCUAAAUUACCUGUUAAGUAGGCAAGAUAUCGAUCAAAGGAAAAUCAUAAUUUUUGGAAGAUCAUUAGGAGGAGCUGUAGCCAUCGAUCUGGCUUCUCGGGCGUGUAACACGGAGAAGAUAGCCUGCGUCCUUAUCGAAAACUCAUUUACUUCAAUCCCAGACAUGGCUAUUCAAAUCUUUCCAUGGAAAGGGUUAAGAUAUCUACCUCUUUGGUUUCAUAAGAAUAAAUUUCAAAGUAAGAAGAAAGUGACAUCUCUUCAGUGCCCUAUGGUUUUUAUUUCGGGUCUCUCUGACCAGUUGGUUCCGCCCUCUAUGAUGGUGGACCUCUACACGCAUUGCGGCAGCGAACGCAAGUUUCUCCUGCAGAUUCCAAAUGGAGAUCACAAUGGGACCUGGACAAAACCCUUUUACUACAAGCAAUUGGAAAAAGCCAUCCAAGAUGUCUGCAGCGACCGGCUUCUGAAUCAACAGCAUUUGCAAGUUUUACCCGUUACCGCGGUGUAAACAGCCAGAGUAUCUAAAAUACUCUAAUGCCCCCUCAUCUCUUGUAGCUAAGACUGUCUAAAAUUGUUUCUAAAACGCAAAUGUUUUUGUUUUUGCGCCACCGGUUUUUCUAAUACAAAUAAUGACGAAAUUUCA
Daphnia magna is the source of this 1591-nucleotide messenger RNA. It is a transcript of the gene Bem46, whose product is annotated as protein ABHD13. The transcript has 6 exons. Lineage: Eukaryota; Metazoa; Arthropoda; Branchiopoda; Diplostraca; Daphniidae. Gene Ontology annotation, cellular component: membrane. Bases 377 to 1456 code for a protein of 359 amino acids. Gene Ontology annotation, molecular function: palmitoyl-(protein) hydrolase activity. The record is from RefSeq and is a predicted model, not a curated record.